Molecule: messenger RNA, 2010 nt
Organism: Chilo suppressalis (striped riceborer)
Lineage: Eukaryota; Metazoa; Arthropoda; Insecta; Lepidoptera; Crambidae
Source: the annotation of a GenBank genome assembly
GUCAAUGUUAAGCCAUUGUCACCAAUUGUCACUUAAAUACAAAUAAAUAUCCGAAAAAUAUACUGGUUUUUAUCUUCGAAUCUCGGUAAGGUCAGCCAGUUUAUGAAAAUAAAGGACAUCGUAAAAGUGAUUUGUGUUUGCAGAUAUCUUGUUGGCUUUAAAUAGAAAAUGGAUAUCAAUUAUACAUAUAAUAAGCUUCGGAAGAACUAUGGAAGACAGCCAAUGUUUUGUGAAGCACCUGUACAACUACUGGACUCUAUUGAUCCUGAUGUCACCGAACAGAAAAAAUAUGGAUUGAGAAAUCCAGUGCACCAAUUAUCGCAAGCUUCAAAAAGUAUGUCAGAACACUACGUAAAUACUAAGAGAAUAGUUCUAACUGAUGGCGGUGCCAACCAUGCAGAAGGUGGAUGGCCAAAGGAAGUAAAUUUCUGGGACGAAGAAUUGACUUCACGAUAUAGACGUCGCAUCGAACGUGACGAUAAUUAUGUAGACGCAGUUUUGGGAAAGUUCUCUAGUUUUGAGCAUUUUGUGAAUCAAAACAACGCCAUAGAAAUGUAUGAAAUGUAUUUUGGGGAAAUGAAACGAGAAAAACCUUUGGAAAAGUCAUUGGUACGACUAACGAAUUUAUACAAAGAUCCUUACAGUCGUCCAGUGUCAUCUAUCUCAUGGACAGCAGAAGAUGAUACUAAAAUGGUUGUGGCUUAUUGUAAUCGCAAGUAUCCUAUAGUAGGACCAGUAAACAGUACUUUUUCAUGCUAUGUAUGGGAUUUGGAAAAUCCACAUUCUCCACUCCUAGAAUUUAUUCCUCCAACAGCUUUGUGGCAGCUCGUUUGCUCUCCAGUUACUCCUUCUGUUAUAAUAGGUGGGCUUAAUGAUGGCAGAGUAUGUGUUUUUGACAUCCGUGAUAGUCAAGCGCCGGUUUUAAUAAGCCCUAUGUACCUAGCCCACCGUGACCCUGUCACAUCCCUGAUAUACAUGCAGUCACGCGUUAAUACUGAAUUUUUCAGUGGUUCUACAGAUGGAAUGAUUAAAUGGUGGGAUAUAAGAGAUGUUAAUCAACCAACUGAUUCUUUGAUGAUGACUAUACGUGUUCCACCGGGAGAACCAGCGAGUCUUGCUUAUUCUGAAGGUUUAAGUGUACUACAAUUUGAGCGCACUAUUCCAACAAAGUUUUUAUGUGGGACUGAUACUGGUUUUGUUGUCAAUGUCAACAGAAAAGGAAAAACUCCUUCAGAAAUAAUGAGUGCUAUUUACUCUGCCCAUACAGGCCCCGUAAAAGCACUACACCGAAGUCCAUGUAUUAUGAAAAUGUUUAUUACAUGUGGUGACUGGACAAUUAAUAUAUGGAGUGAUGAUGUUCAUACAUCACCGAUAAUUACCGGUUCACCUCAACGUUACCAGCCGAAUGAUGUUGCUUGGGCCCCUCAAAGAUAUUCUUGUUUCAUGGCUGUUACUUCCAAUGGCAAUUUUCAAUAUUGGGAUUUAUUACGUAGAUAUCGCGAACCUAUAAUCACGUUGCCUCUAACAACAAGUUCGUUACAAAAACUCAAGCCUAAUGAAGAUGGACGUCUAAUUGCAAUUGGUGAUUCACAGGGCGUUUUAUAUCUUCUGUCUUUAUCAGAUAACUUAGUUCAGCCAGCAGAUAGAGAUAAGGGACUUCUGACGGCACUGUACGACCGUGAAACAAAAAGAGAACAUAUUUUAGAAACUCGUAUUAAAGAAAUCCUUUUGAAGAGAAAGACUGAAGAAGAAGGCGGCGCAGUGGUGGUAGAGGAUCAUGUUGAUGAAGACGCUUUAGCAAAAACUGCUGAAGAUGAAUAUAGAAAAACAGUCCAAGAAGAAAUACGUCGUACAGGAUACAGCGCUGCAAGUAGGGGUGGUACGGAUUCAAAAAUGCGAAAGCGAUAAACUUCUUCCAUUAUAGAUUUGACUUCGAAUAUAUUAAUAUUAUUUCGGGACACUUGUCGGUUUAUUGUUGAUUUAUAAUAAAAUGAUUGGAUUACAAGUUCA